Auxenochlorella protothecoides is the source of this 1188-nucleotide messenger RNA. RefSeq lists its product as uncharacterized. NCBI's taxonomy places the organism in Eukaryota, Viridiplantae, Chlorophyta, Trebouxiophyceae, Chlorellales, Chlorellaceae. The transcript has 7 exons. The record is from RefSeq and is a predicted model, not a curated record. Bases 1 to 1188 code for a protein of 395 amino acids.
AUGAGCGGACUGACGGGGGUGUGGGAUCAACUGGUGGAUGCUGUCUGUCGACCACCCCGUGAUGACUCCUACACCGACGAGGACCUUGUGGGUGGGCAGCGGGCCUCCUUUCGCCUCGGCAAGGCCCGGUACUAUCGCCAGGACCUGGAGCUGCACAACGAGCGCGGCGAGCGCCUGCUGUGCAGCCACUUCCGGCCCUGCAUCGUCGCUAGCAAGGACGGGCGCCUGCCGGUCGUGGUGUACUGCCACUGCAACUCGGGCAGCCGGCGCGACGCCGAGGAGAUCAUCUACCACUUCCUGCCCCGCCACGUCACCGUCUUCAGCCUGGACUUUUCGGGCUCCGGCCGCUCCCAGGGCGAGUGGGUGACCCUGGGCGCGCGGGAGGUGGACGACGUGGCGACGGCGGUGCGCUAUCUGCGCGACGAAGGCUCGGCCCUGACCAUCGGCCUGUGGGGCCGCAGCAUGGGCAGCGUGGCCUCCAUGCUCUACGCGCGCGCCGACCCCUCCAUCGCCGGCCUGGUGCUGGACUCGCCCUUUGCCAGGCUGCGCGACCUCAUGCUGGAGCUGGGCUCCAGCGACGACAGCCUGCGCAUGCCGCGCGCCAUCGCCAAGGUCGCGCUGGCGGUGCUCAAGCGCUCCGUGCGCCGGCGGGCGGGGUUCAGCAUCGACGACGUGGCGCCGGUGGAGGCGGUGCCCGCGGUCCAGUGCCCCGCGCUGUUUGGGCACGGCGCGGAGGACACCUUUGUCUCGGCGGAGCACAGCCGGCGGCUGGUGCGCGCCUACGGCGGCGAGGCGCGCCUCCGCCUCUUCGACGGCGACCACAACUCGGUGCGGCCUGACGACUUCUACGAGGAGGCGGUUGGCUUCAUGCUGAGCGCGCUGCGUGUGGAAGAGCUGCUGGGCUUUGAUCUGGCCGCGGACGAGGAGGACGACGCGCUGGCGGCCGCGCUGGCGCUGUCCAUGCAGGAGCACCGGGCGGGGAGGGACGCGGGCGCGCUGCCACUCAGCGAGGAGGCCGAGCUGGCGCUGGCGGUGGAGCUGUCGCUGCAGACCUCGCUGCUGGAGGAGGCCGCCGUGCGGGCGGUGGUGGGGUCCGGCGAGGGCGCGGCGGGCAGCCCGCCGCCACCCCCCAAGCAGGAGCAUGUGGAGGACGGCCCUGGCUCAGCGGGGCCCCAGCAGGCUUCAUGA